UGUUGUUUAGAAUUUCAAGCUCGUGGGUAGAUAUUGAGUAACAGAGCAGACAACAUUACAAAAACGUGACGAAACCUCUUGUCCUCCGAACGAAAAAAUGUCGACAGCGAUAGUUGUUGGUCUUGGACUGGCUGCUGUCGGAUUUGCUGGUCGCACACUGCUUCGAUCUGCUCCCACAAUGACGACGAAGUUUAACGAAAUACUCAAGCAGUUUCCUAUGGAUACUGAGUCUCUUCUUGGAAGCAAGUACUACAAAGGUGGUUUUGAUGCCAAAAUGUCCAAAAGAGAAGCAUCUUUAAUACUUGGUGUAUCACCAACAGCCAACAAAAUCAGAGUGAAAGAAGCCCAUAAAAGAAUAAUGCUUGCAAAUCACCCAGAUAGAGGUGGCUCACCAUAUUUAGCAGCUAAGAUAAAUGAAGCUAAAGAUUUCAUGGAUAAUUUGAAAUAAAACAUCUUUUGUGCAGGGGAGAACUAUAGAUUUCAUUGUAAAUAAUCUAACUUUAGUAACAUUUGUUCAAAUAAAAGAGUCAACAGCUUCAA
This is a messenger RNA of Daphnia pulicaria, 540 nucleotides long. RefSeq names its product mitochondrial import inner membrane translocase subunit TIM14-like. Bases 98 to 448 code for a protein of 116 amino acids. NCBI's taxonomy places the organism in Eukaryota, Metazoa, Arthropoda, Branchiopoda, Diplostraca, Daphniidae. Gene Ontology annotation, cellular component: PAM complex, Tim23 associated import motor. Gene Ontology annotation, biological process: protein import into mitochondrial matrix. The record is from RefSeq and is a predicted model, not a curated record. Gene Ontology annotation, molecular function: ATPase activator activity. The transcript is spliced from 3 exons.